AUGGUCAAAGAUAUCGAGGUCAUCAGCAACUACGAUCGCUUGCGCCUUCGAGAGUGGAUGGAGGUCGAUCCACCAAAUCCCGCAACCACCAUUCAUGGUCUCGUAAAUCGGCAGUACCAGAAACGACCAACGCAUAUUGCCAUAUCUAGCACUUCAGGAGAUGUUGCAUACGAGGAACUGGGAAGGCGAUCUGCCGCGAUGGCGCAAAAACUCCUAGAAUACGGAGUGGGACCGGGGGAUAUUGUCGGGUUCUGCGUGGAGAAGUCUGCCUUAUCUCUCAUAGUGCUUCUAGCCAUUUUGCGAGCGGGCGCAGGUUAUGUUCCCAUCGCAACUUCCAUUCCCGUGGAUCGCAUGGAAUACAUCACACGAAAGGCUGGAAUUCAAGUGUUGGUGACGGAGAGCGCCAUCCUCGAGAGACUGAAAGGUCACGAUAGCUUUCACAAAUUUCGAAUUAUAACGCCCUCAUCUCUGGACAAAUUGGAGGUCUUUCCCAAUGAAUGGGCUCAAGAGCUUGAUGCGGACCCUUCCCAAGUGGCUUAUAUAAUGUUCACAUCCGGCAGCACAGGGCAGCCAAAGGGGGUUGUACAUCAGCACGGUGCAGUGUCUGGGUCAUUGGAGGCCGUCACCCAGAAAUUUGGACUGGACUCCUCAACAAGAUUCUUGCAGUUCGCCUCAUUCUCGUUUGAUGCUAGCAUAUGUGAGCUAUUCGCACCAUGGGUCGCCGGAGGCACUGUUUGCAUACCCUCCGAGGAGGAGCGCAUUGAGGACCUUGCGGGGAUCAUGCAUAAACUCAAGGUGACCGAUGCAUCUUUGACUCCUGCCAUUGUGGCAUCCUUAAGACCGGAAGCCCUACCGACCUUGAGGCAUUUGUACAUUGGGGGCGAAGCACCCACCGCAACGAUCUUGAGCACCUGGGCUGAUCAAGUCAGACUGAGCAAUAUCUACGGACUCACUGAAGGUGGAGUCUGGGAUACAGUCGAGUUGAGCUUAGGGCCUAAUGACAAUCCAAAAGCAAUCGGGCACGGUAUUGGUGCAAAAUGUUGGAUUGUCGAUCCAGACAAUAUUCACCGAUUGCAACCGAUUGGAGUGGAAGGUGAAGUGCUGCUUCAGAGUCCCUACCUCGCGACUAGAUUCCUGGAUGAUACAGCGCAGAAGAACGACGCUUUCAUCUCUCUACCGGAAUCACUUUCGACCCUCACCAAGCCAUUUCGGGCGCAUUGCUACCGUACUGGAGAUCUAGCCCGGUGGCAGCCUGACGGGAGAAUGAUCUUCACUGGUCGUCGAGCUGGGUUCGUCAAGAUUUGCGGGAUGCGUGUCGAGCUUGGUGAGAUCGAAAGGGCCAUUCAUGACUGCCUUCACGGCGAUGAACAGGCUGCAGUAAUUCUGGCCAGGGGCGAAAAAGACGAUACUAGCCCGGAGCUAGUUGCUUUUGUGGAACAAAAAGAUGGCCAAUUUUCAUCAUUAGCAGACCAGAUGAGCGCAGACUUACGGAAUCUCUUGCCAUCAUACAUGAUUCCCAGCGCCUUCGUGCCUGUUCAAUCUAUGCCGCUGACUGAGUCCAAGAAGAUUCACCGGCAACAGUUGAUUGCAGAUUGGGCGAGCAUGACACUAUCCGAGACCAUGGCGCUUCGGCCUGGAGGUACUCUCAGUCAUACCUGGCCCCGAAUCGAUGCUGCUAACUCGCAUGCCAUUGAACUAAGCAACAUUAUUGCAGACCUCAUUGAAACCAGACAGCCAUCGGCUGGGCAAAGCCUACGCGGUUGGGACUUUCCUUUGACCAGUGUGGGUUUGGAUUCCAUCCAAACUGCAUAUCUUUCUAGAGAAAUUCGCCGCCGCUUGGGAGGAGCUAUUCAGAUUCGGGACCUGCAGCAGCCUGGGAUCACAGUGUGUCAAAUUGAUCAGCUAUUUUUCGGACGGGCGGGUGGCGGAUCGGAUGGCCCACGAGACCUCCUCGGUGAAUUGAAUUUGAUCAAUGUUCCUGUACCGAUCCUCGCUCAAAAGACGAAGACGAUCUUUGCAACAUCGGUGACUGGAUUUCUAGGCAGCCAGGUGCUCCGGGAACUGUUGGAGAACCCAAGUGUGGGACACAUUGUGGGCUUAGUGCGGUCUGGUAGUGAACAGCAAGCCCGAGAAAAGAUACGAGCUCAUGCUCAACUUGGUCAGUGGUGGCGUGCUGAAUUUGACUCUCAAAUUGAAGUAUGGCUUGGGGAUUUGAGUCUUCCAAGGCUGGGGCUUGACGAUGCGCAUUGGACGGACCUGACGGGGCACAUGCGCAUUGAUGGAAUCAUCCACAACGGUGCCCGAGUCAACUGGCUGGAUGAUUUCUCGACGCUGAAGCCCACAAAUGUUGACAGCACCCGCAUUAUCCUGGAGGCCCUGUCCAAUAUGCCAACACCGUGUCCAUUCACAUACGUGUGCGGGGGGUAUCUACCAUCGCCAACAGAACCUCGAGAACAAGUUUUAAAUAAUCUCGCUCAUGCAUGUGGGUAUGAUCAAACCAAGUUUCUGUCACGGAUGCUGGUGGAGAAAUACAAUCGCCAGCUCGACCAACGGCCGAAUCCGUCAGUGCCGCGGGGACGAGUGGUACAUCCAGGAUAUCUGGUAGGCACGAGAUGGGAAGGAAUUGCCCAUUCCGAAGACUUCCUGUGGCGUCUGGCUUACAGUUUUCUGUCUCUCGGAACUGUGAGCGGUGAUCUGCGGAAAUUACAUAUCCCAGUGGCAGGGGUUGAACAAAUGACUUCCCUCUUGGUCGAAAGUGUUCUGAAUCCGCAGGGCGAACAAGCAGUGGAUUGUCACGAUGGGGUGUCAAUUGAGACUUUGUGCAGGAUUCUCAGCAGCCAUAGUGGUCGACUGAUCAGGACCGUGGAUCACAGCGAGUGGAUGAUGGCAUUAAGGGCUGACGUCGAGAAUAAUGCCUUGGACCACCCUUUCUUACCUGUGUUGGAUUGGUUUGAAGCAAAUAUGGGGCAGUUCACGGGCCCUCCUCCAGUAGAGUGGCCCGUUGCAUUCAAUCAAAGAGAUACUAUCGAAGCGCUGGAUAAGAGCACACGGUACUUGGUCGAUAUCGGCUUCCUUCCGAGCGAAGAUGGCAGUUGUCGGCCCGUUGGCCAGCGCAACAUCCCUCGGUUUCAACGAUCCAGCAAGUAG
Penicillium odoratum is the source of this 3147-nucleotide messenger RNA. RefSeq names its product acetyl-CoA synthetase-like protein. The coding region runs from base 1 to 3147 and encodes 1048 amino acids. The transcript has a single exon. The record is from RefSeq and is a predicted model, not a curated record. Lineage: Eukaryota; Fungi; Ascomycota; Eurotiomycetes; Eurotiales; Aspergillaceae.